Centruroides sculpturatus (bark scorpion) is the source of this 1583-nucleotide messenger RNA. RefSeq lists its product as uncharacterized. The transcript has 7 exons. The record is from RefSeq and is a predicted model, not a curated record. NCBI's taxonomy places the organism in Eukaryota, Metazoa, Arthropoda, Arachnida, Scorpiones, Buthidae. Gene Ontology annotation, cellular component: neuron projection. The coding region runs from base 165 to 767 and encodes 200 amino acids. Gene Ontology annotation, biological process: G protein-coupled receptor signaling pathway.
CUUUAGCCAAUCCGCGUCGAGAAUUACUUUUUGAAUUUUCAAAUGUUUUAUUCUCAUAUUUGAAGGGGCAUGCUUUGUUUAGUAGACGACGAAAGAGCAGUUCUUCCUUGGAGGAUAAAAAAGAAAGCAAUUUCCUUCGUCUUCCAACAACAUAAACUAUUAAAAUGUCCCAAAGGAAGGGGAUGAUCGAAGACAUGAAUAUCCAAGUGGCAGUUUUACGUGAUCUAUUGAUAUGCGUCGGAAAACCUCAAGACAGCCCAGAAAUUCGUGACAAAAUCAAACAAACGAGAAAGAAAUGUGUCGAUACGUGUACUUCAGCUAGCCAAAUAAUUCUACCAGAAAUUCGGAGCGAUGUUACGGCUGGUAUUCCAGUAGAUAGUCAGCAGUUGGUUAAUCUGGUAUGCUGUUCCCAAUUACUAUUAAGAGAACUUCGAAAAUGUAAACACUUAAUCUCUAAUAACAAAAUGGAAAUGUCGCAUUAUUACGAGCAGCGACAAGGAUCUUCGGGGAUGUCGGUUCUGGAUAAACUAGUGCUUUGGAGGCCACCUCCCGUCAAUUACCACCAAGACGAACUUCAUAAAAUCGACAGGGAUGCGGAAACGGUAGAAAAAAUUUUGGAAGAAAUGCAAGAAUUUAUGCCGCACGAAACGAACUCUGGUAAAGCAUUGAUGGAAGGUGUUGUGAUCAACUGGAGACGACGACGCAAAAGUGCUAUCUAUAGACACGUGGGAGACAUUUGCUGCGUUUGUAAAUCUAAUUCGAGCUAACAGUGAGUCUGGUCAGGUAGCACGAUCGAUUAUUCUUUCCUGUCUUCUCUCUCGAGUGGAUGAGGAUCUCGAUACUGUACACACAUGCAAUACAUAAACGUGUAGAGAGGGAAAGAUUUAUCAACCGGAUUACGUUGCGAACGAAUGGUUAAGAAAAAAAAACAUGUAAUAAUCGAAGAUAAUUAAUUUUUUAUACAAAAUUUGGCAAGAUUUAUAUAUAAAUGUGACAAUUUUUAAAAAAGUUUUAAUGGAGUCGUUACGCUAAAAUAAUCAAAGAUAAAUAAGCAAAUUCGGCGAGUAACCGUAUCAAAUUAGUAGAGUUUGGUUUGACUUUUAUAUAUCGAGUUACGACCAGAAUAAUUUACUACCGAAAAAAAAGUAAACACGAACAGAAUUUAUGAAGUUUAGAAAUAAUUUUAUAAGCGAAUGAAGCGGGUUAUAUUUAACUUAAUUAGAAACUAUUAAGAAAGAGAGGAAAAGAGAGAGAGAGAGAGAGAAAGAUGCUCGAAAGACUUUAACAAUUGAAUAAAUUACUUCUUCGUUUUCUCUUACGGAAUUUUUUAACAAGACUUUUUUACUAAUUUUUUUCUGGCAGUUUAAUUUUGCAACAAAUUCAUUAACAUAUACACACACACACAAAAAAGCCCACAUCAUCCGAACCUACGAAAAAAAACUUUAUCAAUUUUUUACCCCACGAGUAAACAAAAUCUCAUUUUGCUUUCAUACGAAAUUAAAACUUGUUUUUUCAAUUACUUUUUCGGUUUUUCUCCAUCAUAUAUAUUUACUUCCACUCCAAACAUUAGCAUCCAUUCUCUA